This is a messenger RNA of Strongyloides ratti, 1230 nucleotides long. Its product is annotated as Zinc finger, MIZ-type domain-containing protein. The record is from RefSeq and is a predicted model, not a curated record. Bases 1 to 1230 code for a protein of 409 amino acids. Lineage: Eukaryota; Metazoa; Nematoda; Chromadorea; Rhabditida; Strongyloididae. Gene Ontology annotation, biological process: protein sumoylation. Gene Ontology annotation, molecular function: SUMO ligase activity; zinc ion binding. The transcript has 3 exons.
AUGUCUAGUGCAGAUAUCCAACGAUAUAGUAAAUUAAUUCAAUUUACUUUAAAUGAUAAAGAUAUAGAAAUAAUUUUAAAUAAACUUAAUCAACCUAUAAAUUCAAUUUCAACUUUUAAUAGAAGAAAAUUGCUAUUAUUAUUUAACAAUUCUUUAGAUCGAAAUAAUAUAAUUAACAUUAUUGUUAAUCAACAAGCAAAAAGUCAAAAAGAAUCUUCAAUAACUUAUUCUGAUGUAUCCUUACCAUCAAAUUCAAAUAGUAAUUUGGUAAUUAAGAUGAAGAAAUUGUUUUUCUAUCGAAAUUUUACAGCUCUAACCAAUUGGGAAACAAUUUCAUGCAAACAUUUAUCAAAUUCUGUAAAUCUAAUUAAUUUAAGUAAAACGAUUAUGUUUAAUUUACCUGAAAAAAUUAAAAAAAACAUACUAGGAAAAGAUAAUAAUUCAUGUAAGAAUGUAAUUUUGUUACGUUCUGUUCAAAUAAAUUCUGAUCAAAAUGAAUAUUAUGAUAGUUAUCCAACUAAUUUGAAAUUAUUACUAGAUAAAAAUGAUUACUCUUAUCUUUUACCUAGAGAAAUUGCAAAAAAAAUAGGAAAUAAGAAGGAGAGAGCUAAUUAUCCUACAUCACUUAAUAAUUUGGUUUUAGAUAAAAUUAAAAUGGAUGAAAAAACUUCUAAUAUUUCUAUUGUUGUAUCAUAUAAUAAUAAAUCUAUGUCUGAUUUUGAAUAUUCUUUACAAAUUGUUGCUUGUGAAGAGGUUCCUGAGGAAGAGAUAAUUGAUGAAGUUUUAAAAAGACCUAAAAAAACUAAUAUGGAUUUUAUGGAAGAAUUAAAAACAUACUUGAUUUCUAAAGGUGAUGUUAGAGUGGAAAAAAUAAGAGUUAUCCUUAAAGAUUCUAUUUUUCUUAAACUAAUAGAAAUUCCAUUUCGUGGUAAGAAUUGUAAACAUUUGAUGCCUGAUGAUUUAAAAAGUUAUAUAAAAAUAAAUAAGAUUAAGGAGGAUUGGUUGUGUAGGAUAUGCAAUGAAUCCUGUAAUCCAGAUGAUAUUUUUAUUGAUCAGUUUUACAUUGAUCUUCUUGCCAAACAUCCAUAUGCUACUGCUGUUGAUAUUUAUGAAAAUGGAAAUUAUGAAGUUGUUGAAGAAAGUAACUUUGAUAAAGAUUCUGAUGAUGAUACUUUUAUAGAAGAAAAAAAAAUAAAAUCAAAACGUUGUUGUUUAAAAACAGUUGGUUAA